GAAGGGAAUCGUUUAUCUCAAUUCAGUAAAUAAGUUAAAGGGAGACAACUAUAUUUUUACCUCAUUGGUUAUCUCAUCUUGUUUUCAAGAUGUCAGCCGCCAUGUCAUCUAUCUUUCACAACAGUAAUAAUAUAAGUAAAUUUAUAUUGUUUUAUGAAGAAAAAUAAACAGACAUCCAUAUAGAAAUGAAUCUCAAAGCUGACUUUGCAAUUAUUGGAGGGGGUAUUGGUGGUGUAACAUGUGCUGAAACAUUAUCUUAUUUGAGUCCAGAUACCAAUAUAGUAUUAAUCACAGCUAGUUCUCUGAUAAAAACUGUAACAAACUUAGUACAGGUAUCAGAAAGAAUUGAGAGUUUUGAUGUGGAAGAAAAGCCAAAGUCAUAUUUAGAAAGUACGCUUCCUAAUGUCCAAGUUAUACAUGCAGUUGUGGCUAUACUAGAUUCUGAAAAUCAUAUAUUAAAAACAUCUGAUGGAACUAGUGUAGGAUAUAAGAAAGUGUGCAUAUGUACUGGUGGUAGACCUAAAGUAAGUGGAAAUGUGUUUAGGACCUACCAGACAUGUAUUCAUUGGUUCUUGGUAAUUGUUGAAGAUAAUCCCUUUGUUCUAGGUAUUAGAGAUACAGAGAGUGUACAGGAAUUUCAGAAAAAGUUAAAAAAUGCUAGAAGAAUAAUCGUUAUAGGAAAUGGAGGGAUAGCUACUGAAUUAGUAUAUGAAGUUGAAGGGUGUGAAGUAAUAUGGGCUAUAAAAGAUAAAUCAAUAUCUAGUGCAUUUGUUGAUGCUGGAGCUGCUCAGUUCUUUCUACCAUGUGUAAAUAAAGAAAAAACAGAAACAAAAAAAACAUUAAAACGUCACAAGUAUACUGAAGAAGAUGAUGUCAGCAGACCCAAAAAUGUGACUGGAGGAGCUCUUGGUCCUGAUUGGUCAGUUAAUUGUGAUAUGGUAGGAAAUCAGCAGGGAUCACAUAAAGUUCAUAUAGAAUAUAGUGUAGAAAUGGUAAAUAUAUUUAAAUUAGACGAAAUAAAAACUAAUGGUAAAAAAAUUGAAAAUCCAUCCAUAUUUGAACAAAUUACAGAUGAUUGGCCAGUAUGUGUAGAACUAACCAAUGGUAAAAUAUAUGGUGCUGAUUUUAUUGUCAGUGCUACAGGUGUUGUUCCAAAUAGUCAUCAAUUCUCAGGAAAUAAUAAUUUUGAGAUAGGUGAAGAUGGAGGAAUAAAAGUGAAUGAUAAAAUGGAGACUAAUGUUAAAGAUGUAUUUGCUGCUGGUGAUAUAUGUACAGCUAGUUGGAUACCAGCACCACAUUGGAUACAGAUGAGGUUAUGGUCUCAAGCAAGACAGAUGGGGUGUUAUGCAGCCAAGGCAAUGGUGGCAUCAUUAUCCAAUGAAGAUGUCACAUUAGAUUUUUGUUUUGAAUUGUUUACUCAUAUGACUAAAUUUUUUAACUACAAGGUGAUAUUAUUAGGUAAAUUUAAUGGACAAGGUUUAGGCGAAGGUCAAGAAAUAUUAUUACGUUUUACAGAAGGUGUAGAAUAUGUAAAAGCAAUUAUACAAGAUGGACAUUUACAAGGUGCUGUUCUUAUUGGUGAAACAGAUCUAGAAGAGACAUUUGAAAAUUUAAUUUUAAAUAAAAUAGAUCUUACUUCAUUCAAAGAACAUCUUUUAGAUCCAAAUAUAGACAUAGAAGAUUUCUUUGACUGAAAAAUAUCAAUAAUAUCAUUUAUUUCUUGACAUGUAAAUAAAAAUCAUUUUUUUUAAAAACAAAACAUCAAAUACAUCUUGUCUGUAGUUUUUAUUUUGUGAUAAUAAACUGUAAUUUAAAUGUAUAUAAAGCCAGGUUGAAUGAACUGAAAAGACAGCUUAAUUGAUUGGCUAGUUAGGACUAGCCAUAUAUAGAGAUCACAAUUUCAUGGGUAGCAUGAUUUACACAAAAUGCACCCAAAUCAAUCAUUAUUUCAACUUAAAAAAGACAAUAAUUUUUUAUCGAUAUUUGAUAAUAUACCGUUCUUUAUUCUAAAUUGUCAUUUUUAAUUUACAAUCGUAGCGUUUUUGUGUCAAAAAAGCCCCUCAGAAUGCGAUUCUCAAGCAAGUUUAGAAGUUGUAACCAUGGGACAUAACUUUUGUAUUGCACGAAAUCGCUUGCUUAGAAAUAUCACUUUGGGGGGCAUUUGUGAAACAAAGACAUUACGAAUUUUAAAUUAAAAUGCCAAUUUGGCAUAAAGAACAGUAUAUUAUCAAAUAUAGAUAUAAAUUAUUAUUAUACAUGUUGAAAUAAUGGCAUGUUUGGGUAAAUCAUUCUACUGCAAUUUCAUAUCAGAAACUGCAUGGUAUUAGAGCAUAAUGUAGGUCUAUAUGAAGUAGCACAGAUUGAAAAUGUCUGAAUACAGUUUCAGUCAAAUAUAUACAAUUUUCCUUUAGUUCUAUGUCCUCAUCACUUGGGCUCAUUUU
Patella vulgata (common limpet) is the source of this 2441-nucleotide messenger RNA. Its product is annotated as pyridine nucleotide-disulfide oxidoreductase domain-containing protein 1. Bases 186 to 1694 code for a protein of 502 amino acids. Gene Ontology annotation, molecular function: oxidoreductase activity; flavin adenine dinucleotide binding. Lineage: Eukaryota; Metazoa; Mollusca; Gastropoda; Patellidae. The transcript has 14 exons. The record is from RefSeq and is a predicted model, not a curated record.